UCUUGCACGGCGCCGCAUCAGCCACCUGGGCCAGUAGUGCUUCAGAGAGCGGCGAGAAGCGACUUGUCGUGCGUGUGAGAUCCCCAAGGUGGGAUGAAGUGUUGCAUAUAGCUCAGUCCAAGUGAAAAAAUGCCAUUACGACGUUUCGGCAAACUGUAGGAUUUUUUUUUAAAUAAAAGGAUCGUCUACACUAUAUAUAUAACAUACAUACAUAACAGAGUACAAGGAUAAAUACUCAGAGUAGUGAAUUUGGAAAGAGGAAUGAAAAUGCUAGUUCCAUCCGAUAUGAUUGCUGCUCAGUCGAAAAUGGUGUAUCAGAUGAAUAAGUAUUGUACGGAUCGAGUACAGGUGCGAAAAGCUCAAAUACAUAAAACAAUUCAGGAAGUAUGCCGAAUUGUGCAAGAUGUGCUGAAGGAAGUUGAGGUUCAGGAACCUCGAUUUAUAUCUUCGCUCAAUGACUACAAUGGCCGCUAUGAUGGUCUCGAAGUCAUCUCCCCGACGGAAUUCGAAAUAAUCAUCUACCUCAAUCAAAUGGGUGUCCUUAAUUUUGUGGACGAUGGCACACUUCCGGGCUGUGCUGUAUUAAAACUCAGCGACGGCCGCAAGCGAUCAAUGUCACUCUGGGUGGAAUUUAUCACAGCUUCGGGCUAUUUGUCUGCACGCAAGAUUCGUUCUCGCUUCCAGACACUCGUGGCUCAGGCAUGCGAUAAAUGCGCUUAUCGGGACAUCGUGAAAAUGAUCGCUGAUACCACUGAAGUUAAACUUCGAAUCCGUGAGAGGAUAAUUGUGCAAAUAACGCCGGCAUUUAAGUGUGCCGGUCUCUGGCCAAGGUCAGCAUCCCACUGGCCAUUGCCAGGGAUACCCUGGCCACAUCCCAAUAUUGUGGCUGAAGUUAAGACUGAAGGGUUUGAUAUGCUCUCCAAGGAGUGCAUAGCUCUUCAGGGAAAGAAUUCCGCAAUGGAAGGGGAUGCGUGGGUAUUGAGCUUCACAGACGCGGAAAAUCGACUACUGCAAGGUGAUUAUUUACGCAGCUGUAGGCGUCGAUGCCUGAGCAUCCUGAAAACUCUCCGUGAUCGCCACUUGGAUUUGCCUGGAAAUCCUGUGACUUCGUACCAUAUGAAAACAUUGCUUCUCUAUGAGUGCGAAAAGCAUCCUCGGGAAAUGGAAUGGGAAGAGAACGCCCUAGCAGACAGGAUCAAUGGCAUCUUCCUUCAACUAAUCUCCUGUUUGCAGUGCCGUCGAUGUCCGCACUACUUCCUGCCUAACAUGGACUUGUUUAAGGGAAAAUCACCAGGAGCUCUGGAAAAUGCAUCAAAACAAGUGUGGCGACUCACACGGAUUAUGCUAACCAAUACUAGGUGUCUGGAGGAGCUCUAAAAGUGAUUAUGUGGAUGUAAAAUUUAUUUAAGAAAAAAAUAAGUGAACGUGAAGUGUGAAAGCCAUAAAAAGUGCGAUUUGGUGAUAAGGAAAGUUAAAAAAAAAUGUGGAGUGAAAGUUUACGGAUAAAAGUAAUGUGGAUGGAAGGUGUGUGUAAAUUUGCAAAAAAAAAUUGCUAAUUCCCCGUCGGUAGAACAAUGUAUGAUUUUAUUUAUGUUGGAGCCAGGAGUCACGAAACAUUCCAAUCGCAUUUUUUGCAUUGAAUGAAAAUGAGAAUGUUAUCUAAAUUUUCUACUCAGAAUAUAAUAAUUCAUCCAUAAUUUGAAUAUUGGUUGACAAAAUGAUUUUCCUUUUGAUUAACUGCUUCAGGAACUCUUUCAAAAGAAGCACGGCAAUAUUUUCUUCACUCAGAAAUACUCAAGGAAUAAAAGUUCAGAAAAUACGCAUGUAUUACAUAAUAUGCAUGAUAUAUAAAUAAAUUAAAAAAACUCAAAGAAUUUUAGAAAUAAAAAGUCAUUAGCUCAGCUAUUUUUCAAAAGAUCUUCUAAUAAUAUUUUAGUUAAUUAAAUGAAAAAUAGCUCUUUCUAUCCUGAAUAAAUUAAAGACUUACGUAAUAGAGGUAAUAAAUCAUUUACUUGGUGUAAAUAUUGCAAGAAAAAUCCAAUGGAGAGUUUCAAUAAAGUCACCCUCUAUUAAAUAAUAUAAAUAAAUAUAUAUAAACAUUAGUUUUUUUCUAAGACUUGUGAGUUUGAUUUUUUUUAAUCCUUUUUUUAUACUUUAAAACGUUAGCGCGUAUUUAUUCUGUGAUUAGGUUAUAUUUAUUACUUUUUUUCAAUCUCUGUUUUUUAAUUUAAUUUUAAACUUAAAUUGUUAGGUAUUUUCAGGACAUAGGUACAUAGUUAAAAAUGUUACUAAAAUAGAAAUACACCUACCAUAUUUUUAUAUAUUUACCGUAUUCACGAGAAAAGCGUAAUAUUGUAUUUUAUAAAAUCACAUAUAUUUUUAUGGCCCAUUAACUCGACAUAUACAUAUUUUAUUAUUUAAUAAUUCGAAAAAUGAUAAUAAAAAAAAAUUGUGCUUUAUUUUUUUUGUGACCUGAAGAUCCCGUUAAGGGACGUUAGGCCUGAAAAUUGAUUUAUUAAAAUUUAUUUAAUAAAAUUCCAUAUACCUACACAUUUUACGCUUUUUAAAUGAAUUCCUUAAUUGUGAACGAAUAUUAAAGCUUUUGUCAUAGCUCUUUUCCUAUGUUUUGUAAAAAAAAUCUCUGUGGUUCGAAAUAAAGCAUUAAUCAUUGAUCAAUACACAAAAAAUAAAUAAAA
Messenger RNA from Lutzomyia longipalpis, 2696 nucleotides. It is a transcript of the gene mab-21, whose product is annotated as protein mab-21. The transcript has 2 exons. NCBI's taxonomy places the organism in Eukaryota, Metazoa, Arthropoda, Insecta, Diptera, Psychodidae. The coding region runs from base 262 to 1377 and encodes 371 amino acids. The record is from RefSeq and is a predicted model, not a curated record.